Drosophila biarmipes is the source of this 267-nucleotide messenger RNA. RefSeq lists its product as uncharacterized. The record is from RefSeq and is a predicted model, not a curated record. The coding region runs from base 1 to 267 and encodes 88 amino acids. Lineage: Eukaryota; Metazoa; Arthropoda; Insecta; Diptera; Drosophilidae. The transcript has a single exon.
AUGAGGUUCCUAACGAUUAUUGCGAUGUUGUGUGCCCUGGCAGUUUGUGUCCUUUGCGCGGACGAGACAACGCAUUCGCCUGGAUAUUAUUGGGAUCCUUAUUCCUCCUCUUGGGUUCCUAACGAAGACUCCACUACCUCGUAUCCUUCUUCUGCGGAAACUACUACAACUGAGACCGCAACUGUGCCACCACCAUGUGAUGAAAAGAUACAAGGACCCUGCGGAAACCUACUCAAGGGUGCCCAGAAGAUCUACUUCUUCUACUGA